Molecule: messenger RNA, 5192 nt
Organism: Alnus glutinosa
Lineage: Eukaryota; Viridiplantae; Streptophyta; Magnoliopsida; Fagales; Betulaceae
Product: lysine-specific demethylase REF6
Exons: 7
Coding region: 320-4957 (1545 amino acids)
Biological process (GO): chromatin remodeling
Cellular component (GO): nucleus
Molecular function (GO): histone H3K4me/H3K4me2/H3K4me3 demethylase activity
Source: RefSeq, a predicted model, not a curated record
GCCACACUCACACUCCCACAGUCCCACUCCCCUGCCCCCCUACAUUUUAUUUCACCAUUCAUCUCCUCCUCCUCUCCUCUGUCACAUAAAAAAACAGAGGAAAGCAAAUUCCUUUAUUUUUAUUAAUAUUAUUAUUAUUCUUAUUAGUAUUUAUUUAUUUUUUCUCACAGAAGCAAAAAAAUGAGGCGUGGAAUCUGAAUAGCUUCUCUCUGCUUAGCUUUCGCUGCGAGAGUCCCAAUAUGGGUUGGGGGUGGGUUUGAAUGAGAGACCCAGAAGAGUACUCUCUCUCGACCUAAAUUCCACCUGUAUUGGUUUAUCAAUGGCAGCUUCGGAGGCAGCUCAGGAGGUGCUCCCGUGGCUCAAAACCUUACCUUUGGCUCCGGAGUACCACCCGACCCUAUCCGAGUUCCAAGAUCCGAUUUCCUACAUUUUCAAGAUCGAGAAGGAGGCCUCCAAGUACGGAAUCUGCAAAAUCGUACCGCCGGUGCCGCCCUCGCCGAAGAAGACCGCAAUUGCGAACCUGAACCGGUCUCUGUCGGCGCGGAACCCAGAGUCCGAGCCCACAUUCACGACCCGGCAGCAGCAGAUCGGGUUCUGCCCGAGAAGGCCCCGCCCGGUUCAGAGACCCGUGUGGCAGAGCGGCGAGUACUACACGUUCGAGCAGUUCGAGGCCAAGGCGAAGGCCUUUGAGAAGAACUAUUUGAAGAAGUGUGGUGGUGGUGGGAAGAGAGGUGGGGCUGGGGCGCACCCUUCGGCUCUGGAAAUCGAGACCCUUUAUUGGAAGGCCACCGUGGACAAGCCCUUCUCGGUGGAGUACGCGAACGACAUGCCGGGCUCGGCCUUCGUGCCGUUUAGUCCGAAGAAAAGCAGGGAGGUGGGGUGGGAGGGUGUGAGCCUUGGCGAGACCGCGUGGAACAUGAGGGGGGUAUCGCGGUCGAAUGGGUCUCUGUUGAGGUUCAUGAAGGAGGAGAUUCCUGGGGUCACGUCUCCGAUGGUGUACGUAGCCAUGUUGUUUAGCUGGUUCGCUUGGCACGUGGAGGAUCACGACCUGCACAGCUUGAAUUACCUGCACAUGGGGGCCGGGAAGACGUGGUACGGCGUGCCUAGGGACGCCGCGGUCGCGUUCGAGGAGGUGGUCAGGGUUCAUGGCUAUGGAGGAGAGAUCAACCCUCUUGUUACUUUUGCUAUUCUUGGGGAGAAGACCACAGUGAUGUCACCUGAAGUGUUUAUUAGUGCAGGGGUUCCAUGUUGCAGGUUAGUGCAAAAUGCUGGGGAAUUUGUUGUCACUUUCCCACGAGCCUAUCAUACAGGGUUCAGUCAUGGAUUUAAUUGUGGGGAGGCAGCUAAUAUUGCAACUCCUGAAUGGUUGAGGGUCGCUAAAGAUGCUGCUGUUAGAAGAGCUUCUAUCAAUUAUCCUCCCAUGGUGUCUCAUUUCCAGUUACUUUAUGAUCUUGCACUAGCAUUAUGUUCAAGAAUACCUGCGAGCAUCAGUGCUGAACCACGAAGUUCUCGACUAAAAGAUAAGAAAAAGGGUGAAGGAGAAACAGUGGUUAAAGAGCUAUUUGUACAGAACGUUGUACAGAAUAAUGACCUGCUUCGCAUUCUUGGAAACGGAUCUUCAGUUGUACUGCUUCCUCAAAGUUCUUUUGACAUAUCCGUUUGUUCAAAAUUACGUGUUGGAUCCCAGUUAAGAGUAAACACCAGCUUGGCCUCUGGUUUAUGCAGUUCUGGGGAAGUGAUGAAAAUGAAAUCCUCAAGUGUAGUUUCUGAUGAUCUUGUGCGAGACAGGAACCGGGGAAUUGGGCAAGUGAAAGGUUCCCUUCCAGUGAAAGGAAAUUUUGGCUCUUUGUAUGAGAGGAACAGAAUAUCCUCAUUGAGUAGAUUUAAUAACAUGUGCUCCUCAAAUUCCAAGACACUGAAUACAGACAGUGAAAGAGAGAACACAAUUCAAAGCGAUGGGUUGUCAGAUCAGAGACUAUUUUCAUGUGUCACAUGUGGAAUUCUAAGCUUUGCUUGUGUUGCCAUCAUUCAACCGAGAGAACCAACUUCUAGACACCUCAUGUCAGCUGAUUUUAGCUUCUUUAAUGAUUGGGUUGUUGGUUCUAGAGUAGCUGGUGAUGGGUUUAACAUUGCUAACGGCAGUGCAAUUACUUCUGAUCAGGAUAUUGGUACAGAACGGAUGGAGAAAAGUGCCCCAGAUGGUUUAUAUGAUGUCCCUGUUCAAUCUGUCGAUUACCAAAUUGAGAUGGCAGAUCAAAGUCAUGAAGUGGUUUCUAAUACUGAAUCACAGAGAGACACUACUGCUCUUGGCCUAUUAGCUUCGACUUAUGGAAAUUCAUCUGACUCUGAGGAGGAUCAGGGUGAACCAGAUUUUCCUACAUGUGCUGAUGAAACUAAAUUGAUAAAUGUUUCAUCAGAAAGUAUAUAUCGACAUGAUAAUUCUGGUUCGCCUCCCAUGCAAGAUUGCCCCCAUGGUGCAACUGGAGUUCUCAAGAAUGGAAGUCAUCGAACUUCUGACUGCUCUGUUGAGUUUAGAAGUGAUGAUCGUACUUCCUCAAAGUCAAAUGGAUUGGAGGGUAUAUUAAGUGAUCCAAUGACAGUAUCCCAUAUAUCAUCAGAUUGUUCUCCAGAUGCCCAUGAUACUGAGAAAACGAAGUUUGGCAAGCCAAUUGCACCAACAGAGAAUGCAAAUAUGUCAUUGGCUCCAAGAUCUGAUGAAGACUCUUCUAGAAUGCAUGUCUUCUGUCUUGAGCAUGCCAUAGAAGUAGAGCAGCAACUUCGUGCUAUAGGAGGAGUACAUAUAUUGCUCCUUUGUCAUCCAGAUUAUCCCAAGAUAGAGGCUGAAGCAAAGUUGCUGGCAGAAGAACUGGGAAUUGAUUAUCCCUCGAAUGAUAUCACAUUCAGAAGUGCCACCAAAGAGGAUGAGGACAGGAUCCGGUCAGCUCUGGAUAGUCAGGAAGCAAUUCCUGGCAAUGGGGAUUGGGCUGUAAAGCUUGGAAUCAAUCUCUUUUACAGUGCCAACCUUAGUGGCUCUACUCUUUAUAGUAAGCAGAUGCCUUACAAUUUUGUUAUUUAUAAUGCAUUUGGCCGUAGUUCUCCAGCUAGCUCGCCUAGAAAAGCUAGUGUCUACAGAAGGAGGAGGUCUGGCAGGCAGAAAAAAGUAGUGGCAGGGCAAUGGUGUGGGAAAGUCUGGAUGUCACAUCAGGUUCAUCCCUUUUUGGCAAAAGGGGAUCCCGAUGAUGAAGAAGAAGAAGAAGACAGAAGCUUCCAAACUUGGACAAUGCCAGAUGCGAAGAUUGAGAGAAAAACAGAAAGUACAGCAGUUAAAAGUGAAGCCACCACGAUUAUCAGAAAAUAUCGUAGGAAGAGAAAGAUGACAGUAGAAAGUGGGUCUACCAAAAAAGCCAAAUGUAUUGAUAGAGAAGAUGCAGUUUCAGAUUAUUCUGUGGAAGAUACUUCUCAGCGGCAGCAUAGCAGGACCCUUAGAGGCAAGCCUGCCAAAUCUAUAGAUAGAGACAAUGCAGUUUCAGACGAUUCAUCGGAGAAUAAUUCUCAUCAGCUACAUAAGAGGACUUCUAAAAGCAAGGAAGCCUUUUUUGAUGAGAGAGAAGAUGCAGUUUCAGAUGAUUCACUGGAGGAUAAUUCUCAUCUGCGGCAUAGGAGGAUUCUUAGAGGCAAGCAACCCAAAUAUUUAGAGAGAGAAGAUGCAAAUUCAGACGGUUCACCAGGGAAUAAUUCUCAUCAGCAUAAUAGGAGGAUUGCUAAAAGCAAGAUUGGGAGAGAAGCAUCUUCCGAUGAUUCACGGGAGGAUAAUUCUCAUCAGCAGAUUAGGAGAGUUCCUAGAAGGAAUCAAGCCAAAUGCAUUGAGAGAGAAGAUGCAGUUUCAGAUGAUUCCCUUGGGGAUAAUUCACAUCAGCAGCACCAGAGGCUUCCAAAAAUCAAGCAAGCCAAACGCAUUGAGAGAGAAGAUGCAGUUUCAGAUGAUUCCCUUGGGGAUAAUUCACAUCUGCAGCAUCGGAGGCUUCCUAAAAUCAAGCAAGCCAAAGGGAUUGAGAGAGAAGAUGCAGUUUCAGAUGAUUCCCUUGGGGAUAAUUCACAUCUGCAGCAUCGGAGGCUUCCUAAAAUCAAGCAAGCCAAAGGGAUUGAGAGAGAAGAUGCAGUCUCGAAUAUUUCACUGGAUGAUAAUUCUCAUCAUCAGCAUAGGAGGAUUCUUCGCAGCAAGAGAAUGAAACCAGAGAUCUGUCAGCAAAUGAAGAAAGAGACUGCUCGGCAUGUGAAACACGGGACUUCUCAGGCUACAAAACAGGUGACCCGUCGGGUUAUGAAAAAAGCUACCCCUCAACAAAUUAAACAACGAACUCCCCGGCUUCGGAAUAAUCAAUCUGAACAGAAUGCUAGCCGGUUUGGUUUAUAUAUUGAAGAGGACCCGGAAGGUGGACCUAGCACACGCCUUAGGAAGAGAACCCCAAAGCCCCCAAAAGAGUCUGAAGCCAAACCAAAUGAGAAGCAGCAAACUAGUAGGAAAAAAGUUAAGAAGAAUGCUUCUGCUGUGAAGGCUUCAGCUGGACACUAUGAUCCAAAAGUGGCGGAUGAGGAAGUAGAAUUCCUGUGUGAUGUUGAGGGCUGCACCAUGAGUUUUGGCUCAAAACAAGAGCUCACCUUGCAUAAAAGAAACGUCUGUCCAGUGAAGGGCUGUGGGAAAAAGUUCUUCUCGCAUAAAUAUCUGGUGCAGCACCGGCGAGUUCAUCUGGAUGACCGUCCUCUUAAGUGCCCUUGGAAGGGCUGCAAGAUGACAUUCAAGUGGGCAUGGGCUCGAACUGAACACAUUAGGGUUCACACAGGUGCUCGUCCCUAUGUCUGUGCGGAGCCAGGCUGUGGGCAGACAUUCCGGUUUGUGUCAGAUUUCAGUCGCCACAAGCGGAAGACCGGGCAUUCAGCAAAGAAGGGAAGGGGGUGAUUUUAAUGGAAGAGGAAUGUAAUUUUUCAUUGCUAGUUAAUAUGUUGUUCAAUUGACAGGGUUAGGGCUAGGUUUCAACAUAGGGUUAGGUUUUCUCUGCAAUUGCCAUUCAGAGCAACUGUUAAUUAUGCUUGCCUGGGGUCUUCAUUGGACCCAGUUGUUUACUGCCACCUGAGCAAUUGCUUGGAUGCUCAACAAUUCUUAUCCAAUGAAUCUCACAUGCUAAUCCUGCUAA